Molecule: messenger RNA, 4142 nt
Organism: Scaptodrosophila lebanonensis
Lineage: Eukaryota; Metazoa; Arthropoda; Insecta; Diptera; Drosophilidae
Gene: SREBP
Product: sterol regulatory element-binding protein 1
Exons: 8
Coding region: 194-3712 (1172 amino acids)
Biological process (GO): regulation of transcription by RNA polymerase II
Cellular component (GO): nucleus
Molecular function (GO): DNA-binding transcription factor activity, RNA polymerase II-specific; RNA polymerase II cis-regulatory region sequence-specific DNA binding; protein dimerization activity
Source: RefSeq, a predicted model, not a curated record
UGCAAAGCCAUAAUAACAAACUGCAACACAACGUGCGAAAACAAUGUGUUCUUGCUCAUGCUUAAGAAUUGUAACUCGAGUAAAACAAUGGCAUUAACAAUGGCCAAUUUGAACUUUAAACAGCUUAUUUAAAAACAAAAGCAACUAGAGAAAGAAUAGAGCUUUUUAGUGCCACGUAAGCAACGCCAGCACCAUGGACAUUGAUCCUUCGUCCCUAGACAUGGAUUUAAUCUCCAGCGCUAUGGGCGACGACAUGGACUUGUUUAAGGAGGAGGACGCGCUCAAUAUUAUUAAAGAUAUGGUAUCAUCAGACAUGCUAGACAACUUUUUAAAUGAAAUGGAUUUGAAUCAGGCGCAAUACAAUGAUGAUAUGUUGCAAAUGAAUGAGUCGCCGCCGCUUCUCGAGUGCACCAUGGACAUGCAUCAACAGCAAUCUCCACCAAUGUCACCGCAACAACAGGUGCAACAAAAGCAUCCACUCAUAAAAAACGAGCAGGCAGCUCACCAUGCAUCGCAACCGUUAAUUAAAGAGGAGCCCCUACAAUUGCUCCAUAACAACAACAGUCCUAUGCAUGGCAGCAUGCAUUCGCCUAUCUUUAAAACGGACCCCCUCAUUGCUUCAAAUUUUAAUUUGUACAGUGGAGAGCAACAAGGUCAACUUCUUAAGCCUCAGCCCACAACCACCAUUCACCACCAUAUGGAUGGUAAUCGUUUAUUGCAACAUACCCCGAACGCAGCGCCUGCCACUAUUCUCUAUACGCCGACAGGAACAAACCCGUUUGCCUAUCAAGUAACUGGAACCGCAGCCGCGCAGACUUCGCCAUCAUCAUCACCAUCUCCACCGUUGGCUGAGCAGCCAGCGCAAACGACGCCACCACCCACGCCAGUACAAAAGACACAUCAGGCCCAACGGAUCCCACACUACCCAAAGAAGAUUCACACCAUACCAGCGACGUUACAAUACACUCCGCCACAGACGCAGCCCUUCAUCAUACAAUCAAAUCCUGCCACGACGUUGAUGUACACCACGAGUGCAACAACCGUGAAUGGAGCGACCAUUUUGACAGCUGCACCCAUACCCGUGGUGCUGGACACCGCAGCAGCUGCAGCACCAGUUGGAAAAGCGCCCAUAAGCAGCAGCAAGACAAUUGAAGCGGCCGCACCCGCAGCUAAUGUCAAUGCCAACAAAGUGCCCAUCAAUCGCGUGCAACCCAAGGUCAAGGAGGUCAAGCGCUCCGCUCACAACGCCAUUGAGCGUCGCUAUCGCACUUCGAUCAACGACAAGAUCACAGAGUUGAAGAAUCUAGUCGUCGGUGAGGCAGCCAAGCUUAACAAAUCAGCAGUGUUGCGCAAAUCUAUUGACAAGAUACGUGACUUGCAACGUCAGAACUAUGAGCUCAAAGGUGAACUGCAGCGCCUACAGGGCGAGCUGAUGGCACGCGAUGGGUCCAAGGUUAAGGAUCUAUUGCAAUUGAGCAGUACUUCAAAUGUUUCGGGGAAAAAACGUCGCCAGCAAUCACUGGCUUCCGAUGUGGAUGGCGGUGGCAGUGCUGUCUAUGGCUUAACGCCACCUCGCAGCGAUAUUUCAGAUCCUUCGCUAUCGCCAGUGCAUUCGGACAUCUCGAUGCCACCCUCCCCAUAUGGUGGCUCAACAGCUAGUUGCAGCAGCAAAGACGAGACAGUGGUCGCUGUUCCCAGCUCUAUGCGCGGCAUGGCCACACAUUCGCGUCUUGCGCUCUGCAUGUUCAUGUUCGCCGUACUGGCAGUGAAUCCCUUCAAGUCGCUGCUCCAGCGAAGCUCAUAUGAUAAAUACGAAACUGUAGACGAGCUUAGUGGUCAGCGACGUAUUUUGUCUUAUGAGACAGAUGCUGAAGGCGGUUGGCAGCAGACUUCAUCCUCUUUACUUCUAUGGCUUUUGAAUAUAUUCCUUAUGCUGGGAUGCAUGGUGAAGCUGCUUGUCUAUGGAGAUCCAUUACUUGGAGCAGAAACGCACGGCUCCUAUGCUAAUGCUGAGACCUACUUUGCCCAGGGCCAGGCGACGCAAGCCUAUGCCAGCUAUCUGAAUUGCUUGCAGCUCUACGGCAUUAGCUUGCCGAGCACGCGUUUCGAGAACUUUAUGCUGACUGCUUGGCAGUUUCUACGCUUUCUCUUUCAUCGACUUUGGGUGGGACGUGUACUGUCGCGCAAGGCAGGUGGUCUUUUCUGCAGCGCUAUGCAACGGAAGCGAGCUUUGGCAUCGGCUCGAGAACUGGCUCUAAUAUUUAAUCGACUCAAUCAACUCCACUUAACUGGCAACCGGAAAGACGGCCAAGGCACCAUGUUGACUCUUUAUGCUUGCAAUAUGGCCGAAGUGGCACACACUUUGCUCACGCCCCGCGAAAUCAUGAGUAUCUACAUGACGGCAGCGCUGCGAAUGAAAAAGAGCUCGCCCAAGUGGCUGCAAUUGUGUGCGCGUUAUUACAUGAGUCGGGCGCGUCAGGAGUGCGCAAAGGCGCGUGGAAGCGAGCAGACCCAGGACCUCUGUUGGGCCUUUAGCUCUUACGGCUAUCGCUAUUGUAGUACUCACAUUUUUGCCUAUGAACAUGUGACGCCGGGCAACAUCGAGGAAGACUUUUUCACGAAGCUACAAAAUCCCUGCGACCCCACGUCCCAUGUAGUGAAGCAAUAUCGAGAGCAUCUCUUGUACAGGGCUAUACAAUGUCUGGUAGGUGCUGGCCACAAACCCAGCUCCGCUAAGAGUAGCAGCAGUGCCACUAACGGCGGGAACGGUGGCGAGUCCGAACAGACACAACACAGUGGCACCAUAGUGAGCAACGUUCUUAAAUACACAUCGCUCCUCCGGGACACCCUUCACAACGAUGAACGCGAUACUAAUGUGGGCUGGUGGGCCAGUAUCCUAGAGAUUGCCGUACACUGGUUGUUGGGCGAGGAUACUCUAGCCGAACAGUUAUAUGACAACAUCAAGCACCUUCCUCCACAGUUGCAGCAAUGUAGCGAUAAUAUGCCAAAGGCAUUACAUGCCGUCCUGCGAGCCAAGAUGAUUUUGUUGAUGAAUAACGGCAACACUCUGGAUAAACGUCUGAAACAAUCUAUAAACAGCAUAUGUGCCGAAUCUAGCACACAGUUACAGGAAUCUUUAACCAUCAAUCGCAUAACCAAUGCCAAGGGCAUCAAGUUGCUUUUUCAGCUUCUCACCUGCGAUUGGUUGCUGGAAACGCGCACAGCGCUAUGGGAGCUUGAACAUAUGAGUGUGGAGGAUGACGGUUACUACCAAGUGCCUGGCGAUGUGCUUGAAGAAUUUCAAAUCGAUUUAAAUUCUCUUCGCAGUAUUGUCGAGAACAUACCGAAUGCACACUCGCGGAUUUAUCUGUAUGAAGCCGUUUGUCGUCUAAUGGCCGGCGCCUCCCCAUGCCACACCCAACAGCUGCUGGACAGAAGCCUUCGUUCCCGUUACGCACAUUCUUCGAUCUUUUGUGGCAGCAAAGAUCGCCGACAUCCAAACUUUGAGGGUGGUGAGCGUGAACGUGCGGCAGCCAUGUAUGUGGCAUGUAAAUAUUUGCCAGCCGCGUUACUGAGCUCGCCCGGAGAACGUGCGGGCAUGCUCGCGGAGGCCGCUAAGACACUGGAAAAGGUCGGCGACAAGCGCAAGUUAAAAGAGUGUUACCAACUGAUGAAAUCCCUGGGAAGUGGUGGUUGCACCGUUAAAGCUUAGAUUGAAGCCUUAGAAUUAAAGUAACAACUGAUAUUUAAGAAAAGUCGUAGAUUAAAAGCAGCAAUCCAUUAGAAAGAAACGCAAGUAGAAACUAAACCCAGUUAGUUGAAUUAUGUUAAAAUAAACAUUCAGGUCGCGCAAACCGUGGACAAUUUAAAUUCUGCCCAGUUCUACGCUGUGUACGGGAGAUUAAACAUCGAUCAAAUGUGAAGCAGAAUGCUACGGCAUGACUUUGACUCAAAGGCCUUCUGAAUUGUUAAAUAACUGCUGGAUAAAAUCUGCUUUGGCUUAUACUAAAAUUUUGUUUACUUUGUCAUUUAUAGUGCUUAUGGAAAUAUGUAUGUAUCUUUAAACACACUUAAUUUAUAACGAACACCUAUUCAUGUAUGACAAUAUGUUUAAACAGAUUAAAUAAUUACGAUAGUGGUUA